AUGGCCCCCGGCCGCAAACAGUGGCACGCCAACAACCUGAUCCAACCCGAAGAUAUCCUCAAGGCUCACGCCGUCCGCAAGGUCGUCCGCGAGACAGCGACCGGUUCCUCGACCUCUCAGCGCGUCCACACUGAGCUCACCAUCAGAGUCGUCUCCACCUUCUUCGACCCGGGCGCAUCGGCGCUGCAUGUCUCGGGCCAGGUCAUCAACGAGAAUUCAUUUGUCAGUGUCGGGCAGCACCACACGCUCGACCUCGAGCUCAAUCGGACAUUUACGCUGUGGAAGAAGUACGGAUGGGACAGCGUGGCCCUCGAGACGUUGCGGGAUGCGCUCGCGCAGGACAAGGACGGCGCUGUGGCCGCCGUGGUCAUGCAGGAGGGGUUGGCCAACAUCUGCCUGAUUACGGAUUUCCAGACGCUGCUCAAGCAGCGGGUGGAGAGCAGUGUGCCGAAAAAGCGGUCGGCGGCGUCGGACCAGGACUCGGGGAUGCGCAGGUUCUACGACAAAACGCUGUCCACGUUGCUUCGGUCCAUCGACUUCAACGAGCCGCGCAUGCUGCUGCUCGCGAGCCCCGGCUUUGUGGCACAGGACUUCAAGAAGUGGAUCGGCGAAGAGGGCGCGCGCAAGGCGGACAAGAUGCUACGGCGCAUAGCCAAGGAUGCAGUGGUGGUACACUCGAGCUCCGGUCACCUGCACUCCCUGAACGAAGUGCUCAAGAGCCCCGAGGUGGCGGCGCUGCUCAAGGACAAGAAGUUCAGCAACGAGACGCGAUUCAUGGACGACUUCUUCGAGCGGAUACGGAAAGACGACGGGCGGGCGUGGUACGGCACCAAGCCCGUGGAGAAGGCGGUGCAGGAGGGUGCCGUGGGCAGAGGCGGCGGAGUGUUGCUCGUCAACAACUCGCUGUUCCGCAGCCAGGACAUCGCAACGCGCAGAAGAUAUGUCGCGCUCGUGGACAAGGUCAAGGAGGACGGAGGGGAGGCUCGAGUGCUGAGCAGCGAUCACGAGAGCGGACAACGGCUAGACGCAUUGGGCGGCAUCGCGGCGAUAUUGACGUACCCGAUAGUAGACCUAGACGAGGAUGAAGACGAAGACGACGAAGGAGGUGGCGGCGCGGAAGGAGACACUGGGGGGGCCUCGAUAAUCUGA
Thyridium curvatum is the source of this 1149-nucleotide messenger RNA. RefSeq lists its product as uncharacterized. The record is from RefSeq and is a predicted model, not a curated record. Bases 1 to 1149 code for a protein of 382 amino acids. NCBI's taxonomy places the organism in Eukaryota, Fungi, Ascomycota, Sordariomycetes, Thyridiales, Thyridiaceae. The transcript has a single exon. Gene Ontology annotation, biological process: nuclear-transcribed mRNA catabolic process, non-stop decay; ribosome disassembly; nuclear-transcribed mRNA catabolic process, no-go decay. Gene Ontology annotation, cellular component: cytoplasm.